CUCGGCGAGACUCUGAACGAGCCCGCGGUCGUGAUUCAGGGCACACAGACAAAAACUGAGGAUGGAGAGGAGCAGACAGUGAUAGUGAAAAUGUGGCAGAACGGAUUCAGCCUCGAUGACGGCCCUCUUCGUCCCUACACCGAUCCCGAAUCCCAGGAGUUUAUAGAGUGCAUUAAGCGAGGUCAAAUUCCCAGGGAACUGAUAUCAUCAUCAAAUAUGGAAGUUCAUGUGCUCCUCGAGGACCACCACACCGAAUCCUAUACACCGCCUCCAGCCCCAAAACUCAAAGCCUUCUCGGGCACAGGGCACAUGCUUGGCAAUCCUACUCCUCGUGUCGUCUUCAACAAACCGGCACCUGCUGCUACUGCAGCUGCUCCUCUUGGUCCCCAUGUGGACGAGACCCUUCCGUCGACGCAGAUCCAAGUCAGGCUCCCAGAUGGCUCUAGGUGA
This is a messenger RNA of Dibothriocephalus latus, 450 nucleotides long. The record is from the annotation of a GenBank genome assembly. NCBI's taxonomy places the organism in Eukaryota, Metazoa, Platyhelminthes, Cestoda, Diphyllobothriidea, Diphyllobothriidae.